Neofelis nebulosa (Clouded leopard) is the source of this 3475-nucleotide messenger RNA. RefSeq names its product protein kinase C alpha (gene PRKCA). Gene Ontology annotation, biological process: protein phosphorylation. Gene Ontology annotation, molecular function: diacylglycerol-dependent serine/threonine kinase activity; ATP binding; zinc ion binding. The transcript has 17 exons. Bases 188 to 2206 code for a protein of 672 amino acids. The record is from RefSeq and is a predicted model, not a curated record. Lineage: Eukaryota; Metazoa; Chordata; Mammalia; Carnivora; Felidae.
CAGUGAGCGUGGGGCCAGCGAACGAACGGCUCCGGCUCCCGCGCCCGCUCCGGCCCGACUCUUCCCCGGCCGCCGCCGCGCCGCGACCUCGGCCGCCGGCCCGCGUCCCCCGCCCGGGGUCGCCCGCCCCCGCCCCUCCCCGGCUGCUGCCGCUCCCCGGCGGAGGCAAGAGGUGGUUGGGGGGACCAUGGCUGACGUUUUCCCGGCCAACGACUCCACGGCGUCUCAGGACGUGGCCAACCGCUUCGCCCGCAAAGGGGCGCUGAGGCAGAAGAACGUGCAUGAGGUGAAGAACCACAAAUUCAUCGCCCGCUUCUUCAAGCAGCCCACCUUCUGCAGCCACUGCACCGACUUCAUCUGGGGGUUUGGGAAACAAGGCUUCCAGUGCCAAGUUUGCUGUUUUGUGGUUCACAAGAGGUGCCAUGAAUUUGUCACUUUUUCUUGUCCUGGUGCGGAUAAGGGACCGGACACUGACGACCCCAGGAGCAAGCACAAGUUUAAAAUCCACACUUAUGGAAGCCCCACCUUCUGUGAUCACUGUGGGUCAUUGCUGUAUGGACUUAUCCAUCAAGGGAUGAAAUGUGACACCUGUGAUAUGAACGUGCACAAGCAGUGUGUGAUCAAUGUCCCCAGCCUCUGUGGGAUGGACCACACAGAGAAGAGGGGCCGGAUCUACCUGAAGGCUGAGGUCACCGAUGAAAAGCUCCAUGUCACAGUACGAGAUGCAAAAAAUCUAAUUCCUAUGGAUCCAAACGGGCUUUCAGAUCCUUACGUGAAGCUGAAACUCAUUCCUGAUCCCAAGAACGAGAGCAAGCAGAAAACCAAAACCAUCCGCUCCACACUGAACCCCCAGUGGAAUGAGUCCUUCACGUUCAAAUUGAAACCUUCUGACAAAGACCGACGGCUGUCCGUAGAAAUCUGGGACUGGGAUCGAACCACAAGGAACGAUUUCAUGGGAUCCCUUUCCUUUGGAGUCUCGGAGCUGAUGAAGAUACCAGCCAGUGGAUGGUACAAGUUGCUUAACCAAGAAGAAGGUGAGUACUACAACGUACCCAUUCCAGAAGGAGAUGAAGAAGGAAACGUGGAGCUCAGGCAGAAAUUCGAGAAAGCGAAGCUCGGCCCUGCUGGUAACAAAGUCAUCACUCCUUCAGAAGACAGGAGACAACCUUCCAACAACCUUGACAGAGUGAAACUCACAGACUUCAAUUUCCUCAUGGUGCUGGGGAAGGGGAGUUUUGGAAAGGUGAUGCUCGCUGACAGGAAGGGGACAGAAGAACUGUAUGCCAUCAAAAUCCUGAAGAAGGACGUGGUGAUUCAGGAUGAUGACGUGGAGUGCACCAUGGUGGAGAAGCGAGUCCUGGCCUUGCUUGACAAGCCCCCGUUCCUGACACAGCUACACUCCUGCUUCCAGACGGUGGAUCGGCUGUACUUUGUCAUGGAAUACGUCAACGGUGGGGACCUCAUGUACCACAUCCAGCAAGUAGGAAAAUUUAAGGAACCACAAGCAGUAUUUUAUGCGGCAGAGAUCUCCAUUGGAUUGUUCUUUCUUCAUAAAAGAGGAAUCAUUUACAGGGAUCUGAAGUUAGACAAUGUCAUGCUGGACUCAGAAGGGCAUAUCAAGAUUGCUGACUUCGGGAUGUGCAAAGAGCACAUGAUGGACGGAGUCACAACCAGGACCUUCUGUGGGACUCCAGAUUACAUUGCUCCAGAGAUAAUCGCUUAUCAGCCGUAUGGGAAAUCCGUGGACUGGUGGGCCUACGGUGUCCUAUUAUAUGAAAUGCUAGCCGGGCAGCCUCCAUUUGAUGGCGAAGAUGAAGACGAGCUGUUUCAGUCGAUAAUGGAGCAUAACGUUUCUUACCCAAAGUCCUUGUCCAAGGAGGCCGUUUCCAUCUGCAAAGGACUGAUGACCAAACACCCCGGCAAGCGGCUGGGUUGCGGGCCCGAGGGGGAGAGGGACGUGCGGGAGCACGCCUUCUUCCGGAGGAUCGACUGGGAGAAACUCGAGAACAGGGAGAUCCAGCCGCCCUUCAAGCCCAAAGUGUGUGGCAAAGGUGCAGAAAACUUUGACAAGUUCUUCACGCGAGGGCAGCCUGUCUUAACACCACCUGAUCAGCUGGUCAUUGCUAACAUAGACCAGUCUGAUUUCGAGGGGUUCUCGUAUGUCAACCCCCAGUUUGUGCACCCCAUCUUACAGAGCGCAGUAUGAAACUCACCACCGAGAACUAACGCCUCCCCAGCCCCCAGCCCUCCAGCAGUGGGAAAUGAUCCUUAACCCUAAAAUUUUAAGGCCAUGGCCUUUUCUCCCGUUCCAGAUGGAGGCCUGAAAAUUUUAGGGUUAUUAGUCCAAAUGUGAGUAACUGUUCAGGGUUUCUGUCUUACAACCAAGAACAUUAUCUUAGUAGAAGGCAGUAUCGUGUACAGUGUUCGGUUUAAGUAUGUAGAAGUCACAUCUGGCUGUAGAUUAACCCUUCUUAAAAAACAAACUCUCCCCCUUUUUUGGUACGGUUUGAUAUAUUUUCCAUGCCCUCUGUCAGUUUCCACCAUUGGGAUUCCCCCAACCAGAGAUGUUAAAAUGAACCUGUCCCGGUCCAGUGGGCAAGAAAAUAUCUCCACCUGAGAUGUCUUUGGACUCAAAGAAUGGGGACCCCAGAAUGUGAGCCAGGCGGGAUUGGGAGUAGGGGAGACUUGGAAAUACCCGCUGCUUCUGUUCUCUGCCUCAAUGGAAACAGUCCCGAGAUGAAUCAAGUCCCUACCGGUGAGUCAUUUGCAAGCUGUUACCAGACGUUGACAGUCUUAACCCAAUCAUGGUUCAGUGAUGACUGGUUUUAAAAAAACAGACACCUCAGAGGAAUGUUGGUGAAUCUGUCAGCUGCCCUAUUUGGAUGAUAAAUUAUCUUGAUACUUGCAUUUCUUUUUAAGAGGCCAAAUCUAAGAACUUUGCUAAAUCAGCAUGUGACAUCAUUUCAGAUCAAGGAUAACCCAGUGUGUGUGUAUGUUCAUUUUAAUCUCUGGGAGAUUAUUCUGUGAUCCAGGGUGCCAUCCGCAAUCAUGCCACUACUCGUGAGUGUUGUUAGCCAACCCCCAGCCCAACCAAUAUUUUGCUGCCUACUUCCUAAGAAGCUGAAGCAUACGCCCCAUCCCCUUUUGUACUUAUUUAUUUAAUAGGCUGCGGUGUCGUUGAUGAGAGUAUUGCUGUAAAGUAACUUAACAGAGUGUUGACUGUAGCAUAAGUCUCCAUCGAUCGGUAUCUCUCCCAUCUCCAGCCCCUGACAUCCACUAAGGGACGGAAACCAAUGCAGUUUUGGUCCCCAUUUCCGGAUCAUGUUGAAUGGCACACCUGGAGGCGUAGAAUCAGGAAAAUCUGGAUGCACAUCAGCUCAAAGAUAUUUUAUUGCUCGAAGGAUUUUAAUAUGUUUUGCAAAUGCAUCAUGCAAUGAAUUUUGCAUGUUUAUAAUAAACCUUAAUUACAAGUGAA